AUGGAUGGUAUUCAUUUAAUUAAUACUAUGAAAAAUGACUUUAUUAACUAUAGAAAUUCCAUUGAUUCUUUCCAUGAUGCCUGGUAUGCUGAGGCAUUGGAUUUAGCUGAAAGAGUUAACAUAGAAGAGAGUAAACCACGGACAGUAGGGAGACAAACAACUCGAUCCAAUCCUCCAUAUAAGUCAAUCUCAGCAUAUUAUAAGCGUACCAUAAGUAUUCCUUUAGUUGACCAUAUUAAUUCUGCUUUACAACACAGGUUUGACACUGAUAGUGUUAACGUUUAUAAAGGAUUAAGCAUUGUACCGACAAAGAUGAUGUCUUUAAAAGAGAAUGGGAAAGACUGGCGGGAUGAAUUCAAAGUUGUUGCCAAUUUUUAUAUUGACGACUUGCCUUAUCCGUUAGCUCUAGAUCCUGAGAUGUCAUUGUGGACGACUUAUUGGGAGACCCACGAAGAACUUUUUCCUGACAACAUUCCCACAACUCUAAAAGCUGUCAGUUUUGAUGGUUUUGAAAAUAUCAAAGUUAUUCUAC
Paramuricea clavata is the source of this 532-nucleotide messenger RNA. Lineage: Eukaryota; Metazoa; Cnidaria; Anthozoa; Malacalcyonacea; Plexauridae. The record is from the annotation of a GenBank genome assembly.